Molecule: messenger RNA, 1504 nt
Organism: Bolinopsis microptera
Lineage: Eukaryota; Metazoa; Ctenophora; Tentaculata; Lobata; Bolinopsidae
Product: RIB43A-like with coiled-coils protein 2
Exons: 8
Coding region: 22-1161 (379 amino acids)
Source: RefSeq, a predicted model, not a curated record
CAAAUAAUUUGAGUGGUUACAAUGUACAAGUUUGACCUACCUCUUGAUACGAGAGAGGCAAAUGCCAUUGCCAGGAGGAGGAACUGUGAAGAGCAGAGAAAAUCCAGAAUAUUUGAUGCUCAAACUCGACAAAUAGGAGUUGACACAGCUGGUCUUUCUACUCAAAUUGAAGAGAAGCGCCUCCGAAAUCAGAUAGAAAAUGAGCGCAAGAAGGCAUACGACGCAGAAAUGGUAAAGAAUUCUCAGAUUUGCACUCUGCUGGACACGCGCCAGCAAAACGACACAAUGAGACAAAAUGUCGAGCUCAAUAAAUUUAGGUCAGAACAACAGACAGCCGCCAGUCGACGUGAGUUUGACCUUUAUGACCCAGAGAGCAAGAAGAAAGACCAGCCUGCCCGAGUUUCUGACGACGACCCCAGGUGCCAAGUCUCUGGGCUCCAGCUAUUCCAAGGCGAAGAUUUGUCAGCCAAGGAACGAAAGAAGCUUCAGCAAGAGCAGAUGAGAGAAUGGAUAAAACAACAACUGUCAGAGAAAAAUAGAGAAAAGGAGGCCUCUAUGCAUGCUGAAACACUGUACCAGAGGAAGAUGAUGCAGUUGGAUCAACGUGCAGUACUGCUGGCAAAAGAAGAGGACGAGUGCAGGAGGAAUCUGAACGUAGCAACAAAGAGUUACAAUGCAGCUCUGGAUGCUGAGAGGAAGGCUAAGGAAGCUAUUGAUAAGCAGAAAGAACUUGAUGAUAACUUCACUGAGCUGUCUAACCAGGUUUACGGAGACACGUUGACAGAGAAUCCAGGAGUAGCUCAGAGCAGCUUUGGGGGCCACCGAGUUAUUACUGAUCGAUGGAAGGGUAUGAGUGAUGAACAGAAGGUUGAAAUCAUGAGGAUAAGAGAAGAACAGCAAGCCGAGAAACAGCGCAAGACUGAGGAAGAAAAGGAGCUCCAAAAAGAGUAUGAAAGGAGCCAGCUCCUGCAGGCAAACGCUGCAAUCCUCAUGGAACGAGAGAUGAACAGGAAAGCUGCUGAAAUUGAGAAGAAAAUUGCUGAAGAGAACAUGAGACUGCAGAAAGAACAGAAAGAUACUCUGACUAAAUUGGCGAAGGAAGUUUACACCAACCCUCCAACUGAUGCCUACUUCACACAGUUCAAUACUGGCACGAGAUAAGACGACUCACAAUUUUGGAGACUUUAUAGAUUAGAGUUAUUAUUUAUCUGUGUGCAUUGUGGACAGAUCUGAGAUCAUACUUAAUGGUUAACUUAGAUACAAUCUGAUUAAAUUCAGACAACCAAUAUCAGGUUAAGUAAUCUUUUAAAAGUGAUAAAAAUACUAUACAAUUGUAAAUCAUUAAACUUCCGAAUAUAUUCUCUAAAGCUUUUUUGUGCUUAGUGUAAAUAAUUUCUGGUCCAUUUUACCAAGUUUUGUCAUUUACCCAGCUGCCGAAAGGAUUUUUAUAACGCAAAGUAUGUACAGUAUGCAGUGCUAUGUUGUGAUAUAUAAUUCAUGUGAA